Molecule: messenger RNA, 2842 nt
Organism: Erythranthe guttata (spotted monkey flower)
Lineage: Eukaryota; Viridiplantae; Streptophyta; Magnoliopsida; Lamiales; Phrymaceae
Source: RefSeq, a predicted model, not a curated record
AUGUUGUUUUUGAUUUGUUUCGCAGAUGUUGCGUUGAAAGCGUUGAAAGACACAUGGAUUAACGUUCCGCCGAAUUGGGUCGGGUCCGAUCCUUGUGGAGAUGUUUGGGACGGGAUUACGUGCAAGAACGACCGCGUCGUGUCCAUCACGUUAGCGAGCAUCAACUUGACCGGUCAACUAUCUUCGGACAUUUCGGGAUUGACCGAGUUGCAGACCUUGGACCUGUCAUAUAACAAAGGCAUGACUGGAUCUCUUCCUUCGGGAAUCGGAAAUGUCAAGAAACUAUCGAGCUUAAUACUCGUCGGUUGCGGAUUUUCCGGCCCCAUACCACCCUCAAUCGGCUCUCUACAACAGCUCAGAUACUUAUCGCUUAACUCGAACAACUUCAUUGGUUCGAUACCACCCUCCAUCGGUAACUUGUUAAAUCUUUAUUGGCUGGAUCUAGCCGAUAAUAAGCUUACCGGAACAAUCCCCGUCUCCGAUGGAACCUCACCUGGUCUCGAUAUGCUCGUCAAUACAAAGCACUUCCAUUUCGGAAAGAAUCAGUUGUCCGGUGUAAUACCACCCCAGCUGUUUAACUCAAACUUGGCUCUCAUACAUUUGCUUUUCGAAAACAAUCAGCUAACUGGAAGUAUCCCUUCUACAAUGGGGCUUGUACGUACACUGGAGGUUGUGCGGCUCGAUAGGAACUCACUGAGUGGACCAGUUCCCUCAAACUUCAACAACCUCACCUCUGUCCAGGAGCUGUUCUUGGCAAAUAAUAAGCUGACUGGAUCAUUGCCCAAUCUAACUGGGAUGAAUUUGCUCCACUAUGUGGACAUGAGCAAUAAUUCAUUCGAUGCAACGGAUAUUCCACCAUGGUUUUCAUCUUUGCAGUCCUUGACUACACUGAUAAUGGAAAACACAAAAAUUCAAGGAUCACUUCCAGUUUCUCUGUUUAGCCUUCUCCAGUUGCAAACGGUAACAUUGAAGAACAAUCAAAUCAACGGUACCUUAAACAUCGGCUCAAACCACAGUAACCAGCUACAAAUCAUCGAUUUACAAAACAAUCUGAUCGACGCCUUCACUCAACGAGCUGGUUUCACCGUUCAAGUCAUACUCGUCGGAAACCCGAUAUGCAACGAAGGAGGGCAAGAGAGUUACUGCACCAUUCCUCAACCGUCUAACAAUUCAUACUCAACACCGCCGCAAAACUGCAUGCCUUCGAAUUGCAGUUCGGAAACCGUUUCGUCCCCGACUUGUAAAUGCGCCUACCCUUACACGGGGACGCUUAUUUUCCGAGCCCCAUCGUUUUCAAACUACAGAAACGGGACUAUUUUUGUUUCUCUCGAAAACAAACUGAUGUCCGUGUUCAAGUCUCGCUCCCUCCCUGUGGAUUCCGUUUCUGUCAGCAAUCCGAAUCGAAACAUCGAUAAUUACCUUUCGCUUGAUCUGCAAGUCUUUCCGUCGGGCCAAGAGUUUUUCAACCGCACCGCGAUUUCCGGGAUCGGAUUUACGCUGAGCAAUCAAACGUUCAAGCCUCCGCCUGAAUUCGGACCCUUCUUUUUCAUCGGCCGUAGCUAUCCAUACUUUCAAGGUAUUUCGGUGGAGGGUUCGCCAUCGAAAAAGUCAUCGAACACGGGCGUUAUCAUCGGAGCGGCAGUUGGCGGUGCUGUUCUGUUAUUGCUGCUAAUAGUUGCAGGUGUUUAUGCGAUUCGACAGAGGACAAGAGCCGAAACAGCCGACCGAAUGAAUGAUCCUUUCGCAUUGUGGGACCCGAGUAAGAACAGCGGAGCAGUUCCUCAGCUGAAAGGAGCCAAAGCUUUCACGUUCGAAGAACUUAAAGAAAGCACGAAUAACUUUUCAGAAUCCAAUGCGAUUGGAAGUGGCGGCUAUGGAAGGGUAUAUAGAGGAACCCUUGCGAAAGGACAAUUGGUUGCUAUUAAAAGAGCCGUGCAAGGAUCUAUGCAAGGCCGUCUCGAGUUCAAAACCGAGAUCGAACUCCUCUCUAGGGUUCAUCACAAGAAUGUCGUCAGUCUCGUCGGUUUUUGUUUCGAUCACGGCGAACAAAUGCUCGUCUACGAGUUCAUUGCAAAUGGAACAUUGAGAGAUAGUAUUUCAGGAAAAUCGGGAAUACGAUUAGAUUGGAUGAGGCGGCUUCGAAUAGCACACGGAGCAGCCAAAGGGAUACAAUAUUUACACGACGAGGCAAACCCUCCGAUCAUACACAGAGAUAUCAAAUCGAACAAUAUCUUAUUAGACGAACGCCUCAACGCCAAAGUUGCCGAUUUCGGCCUCUCUAAGAUUAUGCAUGAUUCCGAAAGGAACCACGUCACUACUCAAGUUAAAGGCACAAUGGGAUAUUUGGAUCCGGAAUACUACAUGACACAGCAACUGACGGAAAAGAGCGAUGUGUACAGCUUCGGAAUAUUGAUGUUCGAACUUUUGACUGCAAGACUUCCGAUCGAAAAGAAUAAGCAUAUUGUAAGACAAGUGAUGUCAUCGAUGGAUAAGUCGAAAAGUAUGUAUAACCUACAAGGGCUUCUAGACCCCGCAGUAGCUUCCAGAAUGUCGACAAAGAGCGUCGAAAUGUUUGUGGAUUUGGCUUUGUGGUGCGUUAAAGAACUAGGGUCGAAUCGGCCUUCGAUGAGUGAGGUUGUUAAGGAGAUUGAGAAUACGAUGGAAAUCGCGGGGAUAAACCCUAAUGCUGAGUCAACACCGAGUUCGUCGACUUACGUAGACGCGAACAAAGCGAGUAAGCAUCCUUAUAGUGAUGAGAGUCUGUUUGCCUACAGUGGUUCUUAUCUUGAUAGUUCUUCAGGUUUUCAACCAAAGUAGAGCGAAUUUUUAUUUAUUUAUUUAU